GGAAACCCUGUCACUCGUCUUACCAAAAUGAACCAAGCAGCAGAGCUGUACUUAAUUCAAAUUAUUGAAAAGGAAUCCUUGGUCGGCAUGGUCACAUUUGACAGCAGUGCGACAAUUCAGAAUAAUCUAAUAAGAAUGGUCAAUGAGAGCUCCCAUCUAGAGAUCAGCACAAAGCUGCCUCAGAAAGCUGAUGGGGGAACUUCAAUUUGCAGGGGACUCAGAGGAGGAUUCAAGGCAAUCACCUCCAGUAACCAGAGAACUUCGGGCUCUGAGAUCGUGUUGCUGACAGAUGGGGAAGAUGGGCAAAUAGGUUCAUGCUUUGAGGAGGUCAGACACAGUGGUGCCAUCAUCCACACCAUCGCCCUGGGGCCUGAUGCUGACAGGGAACUGAAGACUCUGUCAACCAUGACAGGAGGGCUUCACUUUUAUGCCGGUAAAGACAUAAAUGGCCUUAUUGAUGCUUUCAGUGGGAUUUCAUCUAGAAGUGGCGACAUCUCUCAGCAGGCUCUGCAGUUGGAGAGCAAAGCCUUGAAUAUUACAGGGAAGGGAUUGGUAAAGGGUACAGUGCUGGUGGAUAGUACUGUUGGCAAUGAUACCUUCUUUGUUGUCACCUGGAUGACACAAAAGCCAGAAAUUACUCUUCAAAAUCCUAAAGGAAAAAAAUACACUACCUCAGAUUUCCAAGACGAUAAGCUGAAUAUCCGCUCUAUUCGACUUCGAAUACCAGGCAUUGCAGAAACAGGUACUUGGACUUACAGCCUUUCAAAUAAGAAUGCCAGAUCUCAGUUGCUGACGCUGACAGUGACCACUAGAGCAAGAAGUCCUACCAUGCUCCCAGUAAUAGCAACUGCUCACAUGAGUCAAAACACAGCACAGUACCCCAGCCCAAUGAUUGUUUAUGCACGAGUCAGCCAGGGGUUCUUGCCUGUUCUGGGAGCCAAUGUCACGGCUGUUAUAGAAGCUGAAGACGGACAUAGAGUCACACUGGAGCUCUGGGACAACGGGGCAGGUGCUGAUACACUCAAAAAUGAUGGCAUCUACUCAAGAUAUUUUACAGAGUACCAUGGGAAUGGGAGAUACAGCUUAAAAGUCAAUGCCCAGUCAAGAAAAAACACCACUAAACUAAAUUUAAAACAACCAAACAAGUCUCUCUAUGUGCCUGGCUACAUCGAAAAUGAUCAAAUUAUACUGAAUCCACCCAGACCUGAGGUUCCAGAAGCCACAGAAGCUUCAGUGAAAGACUUCAACAGGCUAACCUCUGGAGAGUCAUUUACCGUGUCGGGCGCGCCUACUGGUGGUGACCACGCUCAUGUGUUCCCACCCAGUAAAGUCACCGAUCUGGAGGCUGAGUUUAAAGGAGAUUACAUUCACCUGACAUGGACAGCCCCUGGCAAGGUCCUCGACAAAGGAAGAGCACAUAGAUACGUCAUCAGAAUGAGUUGGCAUUCUCAAGAUCUCCAAGAAGAUUUUCACAAUGCUACUUUAGUGAAUACUUCUAGUCUGGUACCUAAAGAGGCUGGGUCAAAAGAAAACUUUGAAUUCAAACCAGAAACUUUGAAAAUAGAAAAUGGUACCAAGCUCUACAUUGCAGUUCAGGCCACCAAUAAAAUCAACCUCACUUCAGCGAUCUCCAACAUCGCACAGGCUGUCAGGUUUAUUCCUCCACAGGAACCCAACAUCCCUGAUUUGGGUACAAAAAUGCUCUCACCCAGUUUGACAGUUUUUGUAUUUGUUGCAACUUUACUUAUAUUUUAA
This is a messenger RNA of Cricetulus griseus (Chinese hamster), 1755 nucleotides long. NCBI's taxonomy places the organism in Eukaryota, Metazoa, Chordata, Mammalia, Rodentia, Cricetidae. The record is from RefSeq and is a predicted model, not a curated record.